This is a messenger RNA of Poecilia latipinna (sailfin molly), 2139 nucleotides long. RefSeq names its product cyclin Y-like 1 (gene ccnyl1). Lineage: Eukaryota; Metazoa; Chordata; Actinopteri; Cyprinodontiformes; Poeciliidae. Gene Ontology annotation, biological process: regulation of cyclin-dependent protein serine/threonine kinase activity. Gene Ontology annotation, molecular function: protein kinase binding. Bases 858 to 1892 code for a protein of 344 amino acids. The transcript is spliced from 10 exons. The record is from RefSeq and is a predicted model, not a curated record.
AAGGUAGGCGGGACUACUAAAAUCCCGGUGCCAAGUAGUAUCAUUGUGAGCUUCAGCAACAGAUGGCGACGGCAGGAGCGUUUAGCCGCGGUUCAAAUCUGUCCGGGUGGAGGUUCUGAUGGCAGAGUCCCGACCUACUUCCUGACUUUUGGUUUCUAAUGUUGGAUUUGGAAAAUAACCAAGACAUCCGAUUUUUACAUAUUAUUUCCUCUUUAUAGUUGUUUUUUAAAUUUGGUUUGAGUUCAGAUUUCUGCUGGAGGCCCCAAAAGCCUCGGACUAGAUUUGGCGAUCCAAGGAGCCCGGCGUAAGGAGACGUCUGCCGUAUUGCUCGCUCGCAAAGUUUCCUAAAAUGUGUUUGACCAUUUGUGUUGUUUUUAGGUGUUACGGUUUCGCUUUAUAAAGUUGGUUGUGUUCGCGUCACAGCAAAAGGUGGAAUUAAUGCGGGGUAAAUUUAAGUUAAGGAGACAAGCUAACUGCUUAGCUACAUAGCAACGAACUGGAUGAAUGAAUGAAGCAGCUCGCAACUACCUGGAUUUAAAAGGAGAAACUGAGUUCAUUAUCACUACAAGUUUAUGUCACGUAUUCCUACAAGGCGGCACUGAUUUUCUCUACUCAGGAGAACAUUUAUGAGCAAGUGUUCCUCGACUGUUUCACCGGUUUUCCCACAAAUGAACAGGAAUGCUUUGCUUGGGAGUGGAUGGGCAGCGGCAGUUUAGCACGCGAAGAUAGCGCUGUGUCGGUGCUACGUCUCCUAAUGUUUAUUAGGAAGGGCGAGGUCAGCUUUAGCUAGCUACAGAUAUAUAUGCACUACUCGGACUUGUCAGCGAUAAGUGUGAAGCUUACGCCCAGAGUUUGGAAUGGGGAACACGGUGUCAUGCUGCGUCUCUCCGGAGUCGAGUCCCAAACUCCCUUCGAGACAACCCGCGGAGCGGCUGGAGGAGUUCACCAGCACCGAAGUGAGCGACGACAACACCGGGCCCUAUCUGCAGCACAUAAGCGACAGGGAGGUCCCUGAUGAGCUGGCCUUGGAAUCUAAUCCAUCGGACCACGCCCGAGCGAGCACCAUCUUCCUCAGCAAGUCCCAGACAGACGUGCGCGACAAGAGAAAAAGCAAUCACAUAAACCAUCUCAAUCGUGUUUCUCCUGGUCCGCCGUUGAAGAAGUACAGCUCCUGUUCUACCAUCUUCAUAGACGACAGCACCGUGAGUCAGCCAAACCUCAAAAGCACAAUUAAAUGUGUCACUUUAGCAAUAUACUACCACAUCAAAAACAGGGACUCUGACAGGUCACUGGACAUCUUUGAUGAGAAGUUGCACCCUUUAUCAAAAGAGCCGGUCCCAGACGACUACGCGUACGUCGACCCAGAACACAAACUCAUCUAUCGCUUUGUCAGGACGCUCUUCAGCGCCGCACAGCUCACCGCUGAAUGUGCCAUCGUCACACUCGUCUACUUGGAACGUUUGCUGACGUACGCGGAGCUGGACAUUUGUCCGGCCAACUGGAAGCGGAUUGUCCUGGGAGCCAUCCUGCUGGCCUCCAAAGUCUGGGACGACCAGGCGGUGUGGAACGUCGACUACUGCCAGAUUCUUAAAGACAUCACCGUGGAGGACAUGAACGAAAUGGAGCGCCAGUUCCUGGAACUUCUCCAGUUUAACAUCAACGUGCCAGCCAGUGUUUACGCCAAGUAUUACUUUGACCUGCGGCAGCUGGCCGACGACAACAACCUCAACUUCCCGCUGGAGCCCCUCGACAACCAGCGCGCUCAAAAACUAGAGGCCAUUUCAAGACUGUGUGAAGACAAGUACAAGGAUCUGAGUAAAGCAGCGAUGAGACGCUCCAUCAGCGUAGACAACCUGAUAGGCAUGCGGCACUCAAACGCCGUACUCUCGUAGGCCCGCCCCCUCCAGACCCCCCAGCCGCAGCACAGCCGACGCCGGACAAACCCACAGAGUCUCCGCAGCCGCAUCAGAUGGGGUUCUGCCCGCAAACGCCUCAGCAUGGUGGUGGUUCACAGCUGCGUCGCCGAUGAAGCUGAAAUUAUGGCUCCAGAGUAAACCGUGAGCCGUCCUUUUCACAGAUCUAUUAUUUAUUUCUCAACAAAACUCAAUUUUCCCCAGAAACGGUGUUUAUAAAAAAAAC